Molecule: messenger RNA, 309 nt
Organism: Juglans regia (Persian walnut)
Lineage: Eukaryota; Viridiplantae; Streptophyta; Magnoliopsida; Fagales; Juglandaceae
Product: methyl-CpG-binding domain-containing protein 10-like
Exons: 2
Coding region: 1-309 (102 amino acids)
Molecular function (GO): DNA binding
Source: RefSeq, a predicted model, not a curated record
AUGGAGAAGGAAGAACAAGUUGGAGUUGGAGCGCAAGAUGAUCUUCUUUCGAUUGAGCUCCCAGCCCCUCCUUCUUGGAAGAAAUUGUUUUUCCCCAUGAAAGGAGGUACACCAAGGAAGAAUGAGAUUGUGUUCAUUGCUCCUACUGGAGAGGAGAUCAAUUACAAAAAACAACUAGAGCAGUACCUAAAAUCACACACUGAUAGUCCUGCAAUAUCAGAGUUUGAUUGGGGUACUGGUGAGACCCCUAGGAGAUCUGCAAGAAUCAGUGAAAAGGUCAAGGCAACUCCACCAUCAAAUUUUAAGUAA